CAGUGCACGGGGUCGUUUUGGAAGACCUGAAAGGCCCAAAAUCAAUAAAUCCUAUAAAUACGAACACCACCGCUAUUAAUCUUUCUUCAGCGCACAGCUUUUAACUCGGUCUGAACCAGAAGACUCUAGACGAUCACCGCCGCCGCUUCCGAUUUCGUUCUCCGUUUAAGAUGGCGGCGACGGAGACCAAGGCAGUGACUGAGGUCGCGAAGAUGGACCUGUUUGAGGACGACGAUGAGUUCGAGGAGUUUGAAAUCAAUGAGGAAUGGGAGGACAAAGAGGAAGGCAAGGAAGUGACACAACAGUGGGAGGAUGAUUGGGAUGAUGACGAUGUUAAUGAUGACUUCUCUCUACAGCUGAGGCGGGAAUUGGAGAACAACACCGAGAAGAAAGAUUAGUCUGCAGGCCAAUAAAGUGCUCUUCUGUUUCUGUUUUUUUUGCACUAUAUGAGAUGGUUUUGCUUGCUUUUCUCAAACCACCAGAAGCCUGUUAGAUACAUAUCAUGUUGACAUUUCUAAUGAAGUUCUGUAUUAAAGAUUACGUAGUUUGAUUUCUCAAGUUUGUUUGACUA
Argentina anserina (silverweed cinquefoil) is the source of this 571-nucleotide messenger RNA. Its product is annotated as protein DELETION OF SUV3 SUPPRESSOR 1(I)-like. Gene Ontology annotation, cellular component: proteasome regulatory particle, lid subcomplex; proteasome complex. Bases 171 to 398 code for a protein of 75 amino acids. Gene Ontology annotation, biological process: mRNA export from nucleus; proteasome assembly; double-strand break repair via homologous recombination. The transcript is spliced from 3 exons. NCBI's taxonomy places the organism in Eukaryota, Viridiplantae, Streptophyta, Magnoliopsida, Rosales, Rosaceae. The record is from RefSeq and is a predicted model, not a curated record.